Messenger RNA from Juglans microcarpa x Juglans regia, 1219 nucleotides. Its product is annotated as proteasome subunit beta type-7-B. The transcript is spliced from 9 exons. Gene Ontology annotation, cellular component: proteasome core complex. Gene Ontology annotation, molecular function: threonine-type endopeptidase activity. The record is from RefSeq and is a predicted model, not a curated record. NCBI's taxonomy places the organism in Eukaryota, Viridiplantae, Streptophyta, Magnoliopsida, Fagales, Juglandaceae. The coding region runs from base 229 to 1050 and encodes 273 amino acids.
UUUCUUGCUCAAAAAGCAAAAGAAUUUGAAUUAUCUGUUUAUUUAUUUAGAUUGAAAAUUUCGUCAAAAAAGCAACGAGGUAAAACCCGCCGUAAAAGCCAAACGCUCAAACUCGUCUUCCUUUCCCUUAUAACAUACAGUUUGUAUUCAGUGGAGUUGCUUUUGCUCCGCAAUUGGAUUUCCGUCGAAUCUCAGUGAGCUCACCCCAGGUCAGGUUGAAGUUUUGAGAUGUCUAGGUCGGCAGUAGAUGUUCCUCCCAAGGGUGGAUUUAGUUUUGAUCUCUGCAGAAGAAAUGAUAUGCUUGCUAAGAAGGGGCUUCAGCCACCAUCUUUUCUGAAAACAGGAACUACAAUUGUUGGUUUAAUUUUUCAGGAUGGUGUCAUUCUUGGAGCCGAUACAAGAGCCACUGAAGGACCCAUUGUUGCUGAUAAGAACUGUGAAAAGAUUCAUUAUAUGGCACCAAACAUAUAUUGUUGUGGAGCAGGAACUGCUGCUGAUACAGAGGCAGUGACAGAUAUGGUCAGCUCUCAGCUGCAACUGCACCGGUACCAUACUGGUCGAGAAUCAAGGGUUGUCACAGCAUUGACCCUUCUGAAGAAACACCUUUUCAACUACCAAGGUCAUGUGUCAGCUGCUUUAGUUCUUGGUGGAGUUGAUGUUACUGGACCUCAUCUGCAUACUAUAUAUCCCCAUGGAUCAACUGACACACUGCCAUUUGCAACAAUGGGAUCUGGUUCACUUGCUGCUAUGGCCAUGUUCGAGUCCAAGUACAAAGAAGGCCUGACUAGGGAGGAAGGAGUAAAUCUUGUUGUUGAAGCUAUAUGCUCUGGUAUAUUUAACGAUUUGGGCAGUGGAAGCAAUGUUGAUGUUUGUGUGAUAACCAAGGGCCACAAGGAGUACCUUAGAAACCAUCUGUUGCCAAAUCCGCGUACCUUUGUCAAUCCGAAAGGCUUUUCUUUUCCUAAGAAAACUGAAGUUCUCUUAACAAAGAUCACUCCACUGAAGGAGAAGGUGGAAGUGAUCGAAGGAGGAGAUGCAAUGGAAGAGUGAAAACCAUCAUACGGUCAGCACGACAGGGUUGAGUUGCUUUUGCAACUUUCAUUAUAAACUUUGUAUUAGGUGGGAUGCUGAUAUUCAAAAUCUCAAUGUCCAGACAUUCACUUCUCAUGGAUUUGGUUUCGAAACUCACAUGGGGCUGGCUAGAAUAGUGUUCGUUUAA